AUGGCAGCCACGGACGCCGAAUCCAUACACCAGAAAAAGGCCCCUCGCAUUCUAGGGGUAUUCUGGGCCUUCUACAGUGUGAGUGUGGUGAUGGUAUCUCUGCGACUUUAUAUCCGAGCCCGGAUGCUAAGGAACAUUGGACUCGAUGACUAUAUUAUCGUGGCAGCAAUGGUUAUGGUCACUAGUUAUACAAUCCUCACCACGGUGGCUGUCGUUCUGGGAUACGGGAGCCAUACCUCUGUGUUGAUGGAAAAAGGUGGCAUGGACUUGGUUGAACACAUUCUAGUCCUUAAUUACACAAACUUCGCACUAGGAAUCAUGUCUUUCACCACCCCGAAACUCGCAGUCGCUGCUCUCCUAAAUCGCAUCAUGAAUCCCAGCCGGUUCCACCGAACAUGGUUAUGGAUAUUGACAGGCUCCGUGUUCGUGGCAUCGACCAUCUGCAUCAUUGUUCUCUUUACCAUGUGCAACCCUCCCCAGGCUCUGUGGAAGAUUCAUCUCAUGAGUGAAGGGGCAACAUGUCGUUCGACCACGAUCCUAACGGGCUAUGCAAUCUUUACUGGGGUUCUGUCUGCGGUAGUCGAUCUAUAUCUUGCGAUUUACCCGACUGUGGUAUUGCUCCGACUUCAAAUGUCGGUUAAGAAAAAAUUGGCCCUGUGCGCGGCUCUGGGGUUGGGUGCCGUAGCCUGUGCAAUGGCUAUUGUCAAGUGUCUACAGUUACCAAGUUUAUAUAACACGGCCGACUCGACAUACGCAACAGCAGAUCUUGUUAUCUGGACGAGUAUCGAGUCGAACAUCAUCAUCAUGGCUUCCUGCAUCCCAACCUUGGGUCCGAUAUAUGAAAUGACCCGAGGCAAACGUUCCUGGAGUUCUCACGAGCGAUAUGAAAGCGGCAAGUGGCGGUCUUACACGGAUAGGCCCACGAAGAAAUCGGCAAGCAAAAAUCGCGAGGAUGACGAUAUCCUCAUGACAACGAAUAUUGGGACCACAAGGAGCGGUAGCCAAGAAAGCAUAUUGAAUUCGGAUCAACUCCGGAAUGAAGCCUAUGUGACCGGCAAGAUUCAUCGCACGGAUCAGAUAAAGAUUGAGUAUGGGGAAAGACUACAAAGAGGAGGGAGUGAAGUAACCUAG
Messenger RNA from Penicillium hordei, 1131 nucleotides. RefSeq lists its product as uncharacterized. Lineage: Eukaryota; Fungi; Ascomycota; Eurotiomycetes; Eurotiales; Aspergillaceae. The transcript is spliced from 6 exons. The record is from RefSeq and is a predicted model, not a curated record. The coding region runs from base 1 to 1131 and encodes 376 amino acids.